Molecule: messenger RNA, 7575 nt
Organism: Scedosporium apiospermum
Lineage: Eukaryota; Fungi; Ascomycota; Sordariomycetes; Microascales; Microascaceae
Product: Hsp90-like protein
Exons: 3
Coding region: 1-7575 (2524 amino acids)
Biological process (GO): protein autophosphorylation; phosphorelay signal transduction system
Molecular function (GO): ATP binding; histidine phosphotransfer kinase activity; phosphorelay sensor kinase activity
Source: RefSeq, a predicted model, not a curated record
AUGGACACCACAGCUAUCGUGUCCGACGACCAGUUGGACCCUCCCGUGCGGCUCUUUGAGCGCCUCCGCCAGAUCGCUGGCUACACCUGGGAUGAGUCCACGGCCCCUGUCCAUACCAGCUUCGAUGCCUGGCUCAUCUGCGGAACUCGCUUCGUCUCCCCGUACAGUUCAAGCCCUCCUCACCAUGCUUCGAGUCCGGGAUCCACCUGUCGGUUCCCCUCUGGGCGACCUUCACCCUCCGAUAUUUACGUAUCUCCCAACUUCCAUAUCGAUUUAAGCUCCGAAUCCUCGAAUACGACUCCGCCUGCCCUGGCUCCGAACGUGCCCGAGAUAUCAUAUAUUGAAGAACCUGUCCUUGCCCGUGUAUCUUACCAAGUGGUCCGCGAAGAGCGAGCCUUCCACAUAACCAAGAGCUUAGUGUCAUCCGCAGAUCCCCAGGGCGACCACAUUAUCAAACCACUAGAUCUCCUCCGCUUAACUCCACACCAAGGCGACCGCGGUCCUAUCGUGCUUGCCAUCUAUCAGCAUCCGGGCCCUAAUGCGCUCCGCAGACUCGUUGACCUGGGUCCCGCUUUCUACACCUCUCGCAAAUUCGAAGAUACCUACCAUGCGCACAUUAAAACCGACUUACCCCUCGAUCCUCCCAUCAACCUAAGAGACUUCCUCAACUUUGCCAUCGGCGCCGCACAGUGCCUCGAGAUUUUGCAUCAUGGCUUGGGCAUGAUUCAUGGCGAGAUCCGGGGCGAUGCCUUCCACUAUAAUAUAGAAACCAACAAAGUUAGACUCGUUUCCUUCGGCUCUGGCGUUCGAUCCUUCGAACAUGGCCUGACCAGCACGGGCUGGUUGGCAUUAUCGCGGGAGCUCGGUGCCAAGAAUAAACUAUUGUACAUCAGUCCCGAACAGACCGGUCGCAUGCCCGCCGAACCCGACAGCAGGACCGAUAUUUACUCCCUCGGCGUUCUAUUUUGGAGUCUCCUCACCCAGCGGCCCGUAUUCGAAGGCGAAACUCCCCUCGAUAUCGUCCAGGGCGUCCUGAGGCGCCGCAUCCCGCCCGUUUCCACGAUGAGGCUCGAUGUGCCGGACGUGAUUGGUAGAAUCAUCCAAAAGUGCACUGCAAAGAAUGUUGGGGAACGAUAUCAUUCGGCGAGCGGUCUUCGGCACGACCUUACUACGAUACAGGAACUCCUCGGUGACUGCGACUGGCCCGCGCUUCAGGAACUAGACAUUGGAACCAAAGACGUCUCUUCCUUCUUCAUAUUACCCACCAAGAUGAUCGGACGGGAUCCCGAGCGGGCCAUGCUUCUCAAGGCUAUCCAGCGAGUUGCCUUGAGCCAUUCCGUUAACCAGAAGACGGGCGCCGGUGCCAACCGUUUCUCCGACGCCUCUAGCUUCUCCAACGAGUUCCUCGACGGCGCCGAUGUCUCAAGUGAGGGCGCCAGCUCCGCCGAUGGCAACAAUAGACUCAGCAGUUCUUAUGCUGCCACCGUAUGCUCCGAUCCCAGGCAGCCAAAAAACCCCUUCCAACCGUCUCACCUAGCCGAAACUCAGACGAUCAAUAGCGUCAAUAGUGACACCCUGCCAUCGCCUGCGUCCGGUCCCGCGGCAAGAAUUCCUAAGCCCUGGGAUCGUCAUCAUUCCGUAUCUUUCGAAACGAAGAGCCUGAUGGAGAGCGCCAUGGCGGACCGUCAUAGCGCCGUCGAGUCUUCCUCCUCUUCGAGCCUCUCGCGGAAACUCGGAUCGGCCAAGUUUCGUCAGCGCGGCCAUACCGAAGUCGUUACCAUCGAGGGUGUCGCCGGGCAAGGCAAAUCUUUUUUGGUGCAGUCCGUGCUGGCUGACGUGCGGCGGCAAGGGUAUUGUGCGACGGCAAAGUUCGACACUGCGAGAAGGACUCCGUACGGCCCGCUUCUCAAGCUUCUUUCUUCUCUCUUUAGGCAGAUUUGGGGCGAACGAAACACCGAAACACCAUUCCAUUUGGCACUUAAGCAAUAUGUGCGACCGGCCUGGCCCAUGCUUCACCCCCUCCUCGGACUACCAGAGUUCCUACUUGGCCAGGAUAAGGAGAAGGAGAAGGAGAAAGAGAAUGUGAGCGGCAACGGUAAUGACGGUGGAGGCAGCGUGCCUGCUGCACCUGGAACCGCGAGAUCUGCCUCGACAUCCUCACGACCACCCCUCAAGAGGCGAACCUCUUCCCCGGGGGCGUCUUCCAGGAUAUCCCGGAUAUCAUCGGUCAGCUGCCAGAGCUCUCAGGACUUCCUACGCGCCGGUGCGGCCACCAAGACGUCGCGCCUGCUUAACACGUUCCUCGAUGUCUUGCGCAUGUUCACUGCCCACAAGUUCAUCUGCUUUUGCCUUGACGAUUUGCAUUAUGCCGAUGAUGAGUCUCUCGAGCUGAUCUCCCAGAUCAUCGCUGCGAGGAUGAGAAUGGUUAUUAUUGUGACGUACCGACCGGACGAGAUUUCACCUGAGAGGGUAAAUCGCAUCCUUCACCCGCCCGAAUCAGAACAAAUCUCGCGUUCAGGGGGACCGGUCAUCACCAAGAUCGUCCUUGAACCGUUAAUCGAGGCGGAUAUUGUGGAAUACGUCUCAGACACACUUAGCAGGCCCAAAAAGGAGGUCCUGCCGCUGUCUCUCGUUAUCCAGUCCAAGACGGCCGGCAACCCGUUCUAUAUGCGGGAGAUGCUAAAUGCGUGCCAUAGAAAGAAAUGCAUCUGGUACGACUACAGAGACACCCAGUGGCACUUCGACCUCGACAAGCUGUUUGAUCAAUUCCGGGGUGAGAAGGAUUAUGAUGUCCUCGAUACUGGCUUCAUCACUCACCGUCUGAGCGAGUUGCCGCCAGCCUCCCGCUCUAUACUCGCCUGGGCGGCUCUACUUGGGCAGGCAUUCUCCUUCCAACUUAUUCUCCGACUGCUGAAUGGAGAAUUUACUCGUGACCUUGAUGACGAGGGCUCCUGUCCACCCUUAGAAUCCUAUUCGCAGCAAGACGCGGUCGCGGGCCUCCAAGCUGCUAUACAAGCAUAUAUAUUAGUCCCUAGCGACUCCGAUGACGUCUUCCGCUUUGCCCAUGACCGGUACAUCCAAGCUGCGGCUGCCUUGAGGGAAUGCCAAGCGAGAAGGAUGCAUUUCGCGAUUGCGCAGACGCUCCUCAAGCACUACAGUUGCGAUGAAGGAAUGCAGGAGAGCACGGCAUUGCACAUCUGUGAGGCUGUGGAUCUUAUCAGGCGCCGUAUUAAGAUCCGACAACCGUUCCGUAAACUCCUAUUCGAAUGUGCCCAAGUAGCCACCGAAAACGGUGCUAGGCCCACCGCGGCGAAGUAUUACAGCAGCGCUGUGGCGCUGCUACAACCUAACCCUUGGGUGGACGAUGCGGAAGAUGUCUCUUAUGAAGAGACUAUCCAACUCUAUCUACGGGCUGCAGAGUGUGCCCUCUUCAUGGGCCACCAUGCGGCCGCGAACAGCCUCCUCUCAACUAUUUUUAAGAGCGCUAGAUCUGCUUUAGACAAAGCCCCGGCUUACGUCUUACGGUCGAGAAUUUUUGCGCAGAGCGGCGACGCCGAUUCUACAUUAAUGUCCCUCAAAGACUGUCUUCUAGCUCUCGGCGUGGAGAUCGACGAAAAUACUACGUACCAGAAAUGCGACGAGUGGUUCGAGGGCCUCUGCGUAAAGGUUCAAACAAUAGAUCGGGACGAAUUGAUGCGUUCGAGAGAACCAGUUGACCAGAACCUUGCCUCUAUCGGAGCGGUUCUUGUUGAGACUCUCAGUGCCGCUUGGUGGAUCGACUCGCUACAAUUUUACCACCUCUCUCUAACCAUGAUGGACCUUCACUUGAAGUCCGGCGCCCUUCCGCAAUCAGGCAUGGCCUUUAUGCAUUUCGCAGUCGUCGCCCUCUCCCGAUUCAAUAUGGUCCAAUUCUCGUGUGACCUCUCCACGAUGGCCAUGAAGCUUCUCGACAAGUACCACGACCCGUUCACAAACUCCCGGGGCUUCCUCAUGUUCGCCAACUUCCUGGCGCAUAUUAACUACCCCCUAAGCGAUACCGUUACCCAGAUGGAAGGGUUGGUGGAGUACGCCGCCGUGGCCGGGGAUCGCAUAUCGACUAUCCUUUGUGUCGGCAUCUGCGCACUUGUGAGGUUUUACGCAAGCGAGAACUGCGCCGACCUCGAAGCGUAUUGCCAGUUUGGAUGCGAGGAGAUCCCUAACUGGCAUCAGGAUUCUCGCGGCGGCACCGUACUCAUAUCUGUUCGGCAGACGAGCAGGGCUCUUCAGGGAAAGACGAGGACUUCGGAGCCUAACCAUGUGCUUACUGACGAACACCACGACAUGGCUGUCUACAAGCAGUGGCUACAUGACAAUACUCGCAACGGAAACCGCUCGUUACUCGUGUACGAGACGUUUGAGACUCUCAUUCUCUUCCUUUUCGGACACUACGACAAGGCCGUCGAAGUGGGUGGCCGAUGCCUUGAAAACAUAUCGAAGCUGUGGUCUUCGCGGAAUACUCGAUUGACGAUGGUUGCGUAUGGCCUCGCGCUCGCAGCGCGGAUAUUUCAAAAGUUGCCAGAUCCGAGGCUGGCCGAUACCGACGAGCUGAAAGCGGAGGUUAAUGACGCGAUUACACAGCUGAGGGAUUUGACGAAGAAAGUGUCUGACUGGGAGGCUGUCAACAACGUCAACUACCUCGCUUGGUCGAAGUUCUUGGGUGCUCAAGUCGAAGAACUCUCAGGAAAUGCUGCGUUCGCCAUUCAACGGUAUGAAGAAGGACUAGACCAUGCUGCUGAAAACGGGUUUUUGUUCGAAGAAGCUCUUGGCAGCUAUCUGUUAGGCGCGUGUUUCCUCCGACGCAACGCGAGGAGAUCCGCGCGGGCCGUCCUGCGAGACGCCACUAGCCUAUACCGACAGUUCGGGGCGUUAGGUGUAGCUGACCAUAUUCUAGAGGAGCACGCCGGUCUCCUAUACGAUGCCCGCGUGUACCCACGCCUCGCGGACGCGGGUAUCCAAACAGACUUUGCGCCCGAUGUGGGCCACGUGCCCUAUCACACCCAUGUCAACAAUGAAGAAGACGAUGAGCUGGAGCAAAAUGCGCAACUCUCCGAUACCAAGGGGGACCGUAUCGGAGCGUGGACCGGCUCUAUGCAUAUGCAGCAGGAGGCUGGCGCUGGCUUGCCGGCACUUGAUAUGAUUGAUUUACAUGCCAUCUUGCUCUCCUCGCAAGCGAUGUCAUCAGUGCUUCAAGUUGAGGAUCUCCUGCAGACCAUGUGCGAUGCGAUAUUACAAACCUGCGGCGGAUCAGCAACAUUGGCGUCCAUUGUGGUUUCGGAUGACGACAAUGGUUGGUGCCUUGCCGCCAGUGGAGAUCCGGAACGGGGCGCGUCGGCUCACAUACCUGGUCUGCCACUCUCGGGAACGUCACUUGUGGCAGAGAACGUGGUCCUUUACUGUACGCGAUUCCGGGAGCCUGUCUUUAUUACCGAUCUCCUGAGCGACGAGAGAUUUGGCAACGUGAGCGAAGCCUGGCUCCAGCGGAAUCCAAGGAGCAAGGCCGUCAUCGCCAUUCCGAUAUCGCAUGGCGAGAAGCCGCUUUUGGGAGUCCUCUACCUGGAGGGCGAGCCCGGAUCGUUCACGGACCGCAACGUGACGGUGCUUCAGCUCCUCGUCAAUCAGAUCGGCAUCAGCUACUCCAACGCAAUGGCUAUGAAGGCGAUCGAAAAGGUGUCGGCCGAGUACGUGUCUGCACUCACGCUGCAGAAGGAUGCAUUGGCCAAAGCCCUCGAGGCUGAGACCAAGGCCAAGCAUGCCGAGGCCGAAGCCAAGCGCAACGUUAAACUAGCGGAGGAGGCGGCGCGGGCCAAGUCUAUCUUCCUGGCGAACGUAUCUCACGAGCUGCGCACGCCGCUCAACGGCGUUAUCGGCAACUCAGAACUUUUGAGAGAGAGCAACCUUAACAAGGAGCAGCAGGAGAUGGCAGACUCCAUUCGGGUGUCUGCCGAUCUGCUACUUACCGUGAUUAACGACAUUCUAGACUUUUCUCGCAUGGAAGCAGACAAGAUGAAACUCUAUGUCAGCGCGUUUAAUCCCGGGGAUAUGCUUAGUGAGGUGGUGCGCGCUGCGUCCUACAGCAACCGUGAGAAGGCGGGCCGCGUCAGUAUCGUCCAGGACAUCAAGUUACCUCCCAUGCUUAUCUACGGAGACCCGAUCCGGCUGCAUCAGGUACUCGGCAAUCUCAUAGGGAACAGUUUGAAGUUCACCGAGAACGGCUCGGUCACGAUCGGGGCGCGCGUGGAGUCCGAUACCCAGGACAAGGUGGCACUCACCUUCUGGGUCGAAGAUACCGGCAUUGGCAUACCACCGCAACAGCUGGCCAAUUUAUUCCAGCCGUUUAGCCAGGCCGAUGCCAGCACGGCGCGCAAGUACGGAGGUAGCGGGCUGGGCCUCAGCAUCUGCAAGAACCUUAUCGAGACGAUGAUGAAGGGCAAGAUUCAGCUGGAGAGCCAAGAAAAUGUGGGUACCCGGGCCUGGUUUACGGUCACGUUCGAGAAGGCGUCGGCGGACGCCAUGCUCGGGGAUGCCGUCGGCUCGGAGCCCGUCUCGCCGAGUUCGCUGACCGGAACCGGAGUGUCGCCGGCAGAGUCGUCUUCGGAUUCAGAUCACAGCUUGGGAUCCAACCCGUUUAUCGACCUGUCGCAGGUGCCGAAGGACGAGCUACGGAUCUGCAUCGCCGAGGAUAACCCGAUCAACAAGAAGAUCGCCAUCCAGUACGUCAAGCUACUAGGGUAUCCGAACGUCGACGCAUACGAGAACGGGCAAAAAGCCGUCGAAGGCUUGCGGCGGAGAGCCGCCGAGGGUCGGCCAUACCAUGUGAUCUUGAUGGACGUGCAGAUGCCGAUCCUGGACGGUUACGAGGCCACGAAGGUCAUUCGGAAGGACUCGAACGAGGAGGUCCGGAAGGUCCUCAUCAUCGCCAUGACGGCGUCGGCCAUUCACGGGGACCGGGAGAAGUGUCUUGCGGCGGGGAUGAAUGAUUAUCUUGCGAAGCCGGUGAGGUCGGACGUUUUGAAGAAGAAACUGGAGGCUUAUGUUGGGCAUUCGGAGGAUGCGAGCCCUGAGCCGAAACCAGUGGCGGCGGCGGACGCAGUGGCCACAAGGGAUGGCGAACGCAAUAUGUCAACACCACAAAGGUUAGGCAGUAGCGGAAACCACGAGGAUGGUGUCAAUGGCAAUCCGAGAACCGUCUCAAACAACGACUCGUCGAGAAAUGCUGCUCCCCCGAGUGGAACCUCUAGUGCAGGGCGCAACUCGCUCAGCGGUCAGCAGUCGUCAGAUGUCGGGGCUUCCGCGGCAGACUCUGGUGGCGGCACUACCAAACGGCAGCCUCGCAAGCUCGUCAAGAAUAGAACUAGCGGUGAUCUCGGCUCUCAAGGACAGUCGACAACGCAAGCUGUCUCUCCCACCCAGGGUCCUGUUCCGGGCGUGGCUCAGGUACAGACUCAGACCUCAUCGCAACAGGCUCUUCCAAUAGUUGCUGAUAGGGAGAAGCCCAAAGGAGUCCUGACGAAGAAACCUCCUGCUAGUCACGAGUAG